Glossina fuscipes is the source of this 1877-nucleotide messenger RNA. RefSeq names its product ovarian-specific serine/threonine-protein kinase Lok (gene lok). Gene Ontology annotation, molecular function: protein binding; protein serine/threonine kinase activity; ATP binding. Gene Ontology annotation, biological process: mitotic DNA damage checkpoint signaling; protein phosphorylation. The record is from RefSeq and is a predicted model, not a curated record. The transcript has 6 exons. Gene Ontology annotation, cellular component: nucleus; cytoplasm. Lineage: Eukaryota; Metazoa; Arthropoda; Insecta; Diptera; Glossinidae. The coding region runs from base 223 to 1614 and encodes 463 amino acids.
UAUCUUAAAAAAUAAGAAGAAGAAUGCAUGGCGCAUUUAUAAAGUUAAAGAAGAAAUCAAAAAUUUACAAAUAAUUCCAUCAUUUGUAAUUUAGUCGGAUCUCGUGGUAAAAUAUAUCAAUAAAUUAUAGAAAACAAGCAAACGCAAGCGUAGUGAAAUAAAUAGAAAAUCUCGUGGUGCCAAAUAGUUAUUUAAAUAGAAGAACAAAGGAAGCAAACAACAAUGGAAGGUCAAGAGCAAUCACACACGCAAACUCAAACGCAAUCAAUCGUAUGGAGUCAGAGUCAGAUUGAAAGUCAGCCAAUAGCCAUAGCCAUUGUUUGGGGUCGACUUUAUGGCAAGAAUGUUAAAAUAAAAUCUUUGGAUUUAAAUAUCGAAAGCUUUGCUGUCGGAAGAGGAGAAACCAAUGAUCUUAUUCUAACAACUAGCGAAUUAUCUGAAAAGUUUUUAAACCGUAUUUCUAAGGAGCAUUUUGUAAUUAAAAGAAUGGGAUGUAACCUUUCUCAUCCCGUUUACAUAAAGGAUCUCUCGCGUAAUGGUACAUUUGUAAAUGGUGAAAAAAUCGGUAUAAAUAAACAACGUAUUUUACAAAAUAAUGAUAUCAUUUCAUUAUCACAUCCUACUUAUAAAGCAUUUGUUUUUGCGGAUCUUGGCCCUAAGGACCAUUUGAAUUUUCCUAAAGAAGUAACUUCGAAUUAUUACAUUGACUGUAAAUUGGGAUCCGGUUCUUUUGGCUUUAUACAUUUAGUUUAUAAUCGUCGCACUUGUGAGAUGUUUGCCAUGAAAAUUGUGAAAAAAAAUCCAUUGACGACUAUCAAUAAUGAAUUCACGAAUUUGAAUGAUCCCAAGCGUGUAUUAAACGAAGCAAAAAUUAUGAAAAAACUACGGCAUCCUUGUGUUGUAAAUUUGUAUGAUAUAUACGAUAAGCCCGACUCGAUGUACAUGAUUUUAGAAUAUAUGAAAGGCGGAGAUUUACUCAACCGUGUUGUGAAUAACAAGCGUCUUUCUGAGAAGAUCUCGAAACUAUAUUUUUACCAAAUCUGCCACGCCGUUAAAUACAUGCAUGAUAAAGGGAUUACGCACCGUGAUCUAAAACCAGAUAAUAUCUUGCUUGCGACUUGUGACGAAGACACCUUAGUAAAGGUUUCCGAUUUUGGUUUAAGUAAAUUUGCACAAAAUGAUUCAGUUAUGAAUACUGUAUGUGGAACGGUGGUGUAUGUAGCGCCGGAGGUAUUAGUCAGUGAAAGCCGCGGAGCCUAUACUAAAAAAGUUGAUAUCUGGAGCCUAGGCGUGGUACUGUUCACUUGUUUGAGUGGAAUGUUACCAUUCUCCGAUGACUAUGGUACACCAGUUAGAGAACAAAUUAAAAGAGGAAAAUUUCGCUUUAUUGGCUCCUCUUGGACAACAGUAUCAAAAGACGCUAUGUCCUUAAUUAAAAAACUCCUGGUGGUUGAUGCUUUACGUAGACCUUCGAUUGAAGAAAUCAUUCAAGAUAAUUGGCUUAAAGAUUCGCAAAUGCUGUGCACUGCGGAUAGAUUAAUGAAAACGGACAGCCCGGAAAUUGAGAAUGAAGAGAAUUUUAUCGAACCACCGGCCAAACGUUUCAAACUAUAAAAGUUUAGACAUAAUUCCCCACAAGAGCUUUUAAAACUUAAUUUAGACUAAUUCCGUAAUCAGUACUUGGUUUAAUUUUAGCAGUUAAAAUGCGUUUGACGAAAUGAUCGAUCAACUUGGACUUGUAUUGUUUUGUAGACGUUCCUUAAACCUAACGUUCAAGUUUCAGAUUUUCUAUCAAACUGUCAUAUGUUUGAAGUAAAGUGCUUUAUUUUCGUAAAAUCUGUUAAGGAAGUUAUUUUUUAGAUAUGAAUAUUUGAAUG